GGUAGUUGGUCUGUUUAUUUCCGGGGUAUCCGCGUUGCUUGUUUCACAGCGGUUCUCGUACGUCUGCCUUGAAUAUUUGGAGUGGUUGCCGGAUUUAAUUGCUGAGAAAUAAGUCAAUUUCCUGCUAAAUAAUUGUAUCUUAAUCCCCAUAAUGACGGAGGAAGUCCAGAAGCAUUCUGUCCACACUCUGGUCUUCAGGUCUCUGAAAAGGACUCAUGACAUGUUUGUGUCUGACCAUGCUAAGACGAUCUCUCUGGAUGAAGAAAGCCACAAAAUGAAAAUGGGUGUUAAACUGAAAACGGAGUACUCUCCAGUUUUGCACAUGCCUGUUCUGAAGGAGGGUAGAGACAGGGUUUCACAGCUUUCUGGCGGCCAGGAUAUCUACCAGAGCUACGCUCAUCCAGGUGAUGAAGCAGAAUAUCUGAUUACUGGGACACAUGCUUAUCCCUCUGGACCAGGAGUGGCUUUGACAGCCGACACAAAGAUGCACAGGAAUCCCAGUGAGGGAGGAGUGCUCUCCAUGGCGCUGGCUUUACCACCCUCACAAGUCAGGCAGGAGGCAAGUCGCACUGCAGCGAGCGUUGCAGAAAUCCAUCGACAUGCAGGAGGAGCAGAGAGAGUUCACCCUCAGUCCACUUCUGUGUCACUGUUGGAGGGCGGAGGUACCAGAAAUUCUGCGCUCAUGAGGAGAGCACCAACAAUGCCAAAACCACAGUGGCAUCCUCCAUGGAAACUGUUUCGAGUCAUCAGCGGUCACCUCGGCUGGGUAAGGUCCAUAGCAGUGGAACCUGGGAAUCAGUGGUUUGUCACAGGGUCUGCUGAUAGAACUAUAAAGAUCUGGGACCUGGCAAGUGGAAAGCUGAAACUUUCCCUGACCGGACACAUCAGCACAGUGCGUGGCGUGGCAGUGAGCAGCCGCAGCCCCUACCUCUUCUCCUGUGGAGAGGAUAAGCAAGUCAAAUGUUGGGAUCUGGAGUAUAACAAGGUAAUCAGGCAUUACCACGGACACCUCAGUGCUGUGUACAAUUUGGAUCUCCAUCCAACGAUUGAUGUGCUGGUGACAUGCAGCAGAGAUGCUUCAGCAAGGGUGUGGGACAUCAGGACAAAAGCAAACGUGCACACACUCACUGGCCACACCAACACUGUCGCCACAGUGAGAUGCCAGGCUGCUGAACCACAAGUCAUCACAGGCAGCCAUGAUUCAACCAUCAGACUGUGGGAUCUGGUUGCUGGAAAAACCAGAGCGACUUUAACAAACCAUAAAAAGUCUGUCCGAACUCUGGUGCUGCACCCCAGACAGUAUACCUUUGCUUCAGGAUCAGCUGAUAACAUCAAGCAGUGGAUGUUCCCAGAUGGCAGCUUCAUCCAGAAUCUCUCUGGCCACAACGCCAUCAUCAACACACUGGCUGUUAACUCUGAUGGUGUCUUGGUGUCUGGAGCUGACAACGGAACCAUGCACAUGUGGGAUUGGAGGACAGGCUACAACUUCCAGCGGAUUCACGCCGCCGUGCAGCCUGGCUCUCUGGACAGCGAGUCGGGAAUCUUUGCCUGCAUGUUUGACCACUCCGAGAGCCGACUGAUCACUGCAGAGGCUGACAAAACCAUUAAAGUUUACAAAGAAGAUGACACAGCUACUGAAGAAAGCCACCCGGUCAACUGGAAACCAGAAAUCCUCAAGAGAAAACGAUUCUGAAGAUAUGUUUUUUUAUUUCUCAUCCAUCGGUUCAUCCACCAGGUUUUGUUUUGGUCAGGCAAACAGUAUUUCAUUUAUGUGGCUUUAACAGAACCAGUCACAUCUUGACUUGCAUUAUUCUAGAAACCAUUUACAUCAUCAAUGUAUGUUGAGACCAGUAAAAACACCAUCUUGGACUGCCAGAAACCCCCCAGAGUGUUUGUUCUUGAUAGGUUUUGCUCUCCAGUGGCUCUGGUCCCCCAACAGGAGUCACUAUUUAGAUUUAAAGGUGUCUGCUUAUGUGUAAACUUUAUUUUCACUGUGAUCAAACCCUGUCGUAGAAGCCAGAAAACUAACUAGCAGAAGACUGCUAGCUGUACAGAAAUGAAAACUUUGCUUUGUUCCCCCCAUCAUAUUAGGGUUAUUUUGCUCCAUUUGAAUAAAGUCUGCAUUUUUUCACAAA
Messenger RNA from Girardinichthys multiradiatus, 2135 nucleotides. It is a transcript of the gene plrg1, whose product is annotated as pleiotropic regulator 1. The record is from RefSeq and is a predicted model, not a curated record. Gene Ontology annotation, molecular function: protein binding. Gene Ontology annotation, cellular component: precatalytic spliceosome; catalytic step 2 spliceosome; Prp19 complex. Gene Ontology annotation, biological process: mRNA splicing, via spliceosome. The coding region runs from base 152 to 1693 and encodes 513 amino acids. The transcript has 15 exons. NCBI's taxonomy places the organism in Eukaryota, Metazoa, Chordata, Actinopteri, Cyprinodontiformes, Goodeidae.